Anneissia japonica is the source of this 4067-nucleotide messenger RNA. RefSeq lists its product as uncharacterized. Bases 150 to 3104 code for a protein of 984 amino acids. Lineage: Eukaryota; Metazoa; Echinodermata; Crinoidea; Comatulida; Comatulidae. The record is from RefSeq and is a predicted model, not a curated record. The transcript has 12 exons.
GCCGAGUUAACUGAAAAGCCUGUCAAGAAGAUAAAAUUGUUAAUUUUGAAGCCAAGAGAUCAAAGAUUCUACAAUAUAUUGCAUAUGGAUCUGACGAAUCCGAUGGAGAGGAAGAAUGCAGCUCUUCAGAAGAGAUCCAGGAGCUCAUUAUGCCGCUGAGUAUCAAGCCAAGUGACUUGAUCAUGAACAAGCCUGUUGGCUUUGUCUCGUCUGCAUCAUCCCGUGUUAAGAUUGGCAUCAAUAGCCGCCUAUCAAGCCGAAUGACCAGCUGCUGUCCCAGUCAGCAUAACUUAGCAUGUGAGAGUGACAUCAGCUUCUGCAGUGCCAAUACUGCUCCCCUUCCAUACAGAAAGGAUCUUUUCUGGGAUAUGGGAAUGCUGCAGAGUCGACUUUCAUCAACAGCCAUCCUUAACAAAUGGGUAGCACAUAAUAGCCAGCGUAGACGUAUUGCAGAAAGCUUCCAUCGUGAUAUACCAAGACUGGCACGUCUCAUCAGUAACACCAAAGUUAACAUCACAAAAAGUAUUGAUGGUAAACCUGAAGUGAUUCACUCUAGUACAGCAUUAGCAAGACUGAACAAACUAUGCCCGGUAGAAGAAGAGGAGGAGAAGAUUUUGGUCAACAACGAUGGGUUCUUUACUCCACCCUGUACCAGCAUGACCUUCAUUGGCUCUGACAAUGGACAUUUAGGCCUAUCACUUAACCCCACGCUUACUCCUGAUAUCUUCAAUGCCCUACGGAACCAAGUGAUUAUUCUUGACGGGAUGGUCAGAUCUAAUAGAAAUCAGUUAGCUAUAGAGGCACCAGUAAAUCAUCAUGUUGCUGAACAUCAAUAUAUUGCCCAGGGAGCUGUAAGCAAUGACCUAUGCCUGAAGAGCAAUGACGUAGCCAAACUUGAAGACAUUACAGUAGAAAUUGACAAAAACCACCAAUUAUUUCCAGCCAUCAGCCAUUCUGAGACGACUACCAGCUUAAAUUCUGCCGAACCAACCAAGGAAACCCAGAGUGAAGAAAAACUUGUUGAAAUAGCACAAAAUGUUGUCCAAGGAGCUAUAAAAUCCGCAGUGAAGAUUGUCAAUUCGGUACCUGCACUCAAUGACACGAGUGAGAAGAGCCUGGUAGAAACAGCUCAACUCAUUGUUCAAGACAUAUCAGCUCAUAAUAUGAUCACCAGUGAGGCACAAACAGGAGGAGUUAAUGAUGAUAUUGCUAAGAUCAAUAACCAAGAUGCUGUGAAUGUAAAACCAAAGGGAGAGUAUGUAGCCUGUAAAGUCAAGCCAAUUGUUGCCCCCAAACCAUCAAAAGAAGCAAGGGUAAAGAAGAUGGUUCUGUCCCCAUCCCCUAAACUUGUCGGCGGUGGAAAGAUGCUGGGCAAGAAAGUAGCAUGUGGAGAUGUGACACAGAAAUUUUGCCAAAAUAAUAAUGUCCUUGUGGUCCAGAGUGCUUUUAUUGACGACUGCCCAAUACGACAAGGAUCAACCCGGCGUAAAAUUCAACAUUUUGAAAACAUGAGACUUUUGUUUGAGACGGACCAAGGGAAAGCAAAAACAAACGACAAGUCCUAUGGUAUGAGGCAAAGUAGUAGCCUGCCAUUGAACGAAAGUGAUGUAACUCUGAAUGAUGAGCAACAUAGUAGCCCGGAUGUAGAGGAAAACAACUUGACAAGGCAAAUGGAUGUCAGCUCUAAACCGGAGCAGCAGAAGGCUGUCAGUGUAGAGGAGGAUAGUUCUGAUGGUCUAUUUCAUGAUGCAAUUUCAGAUAUUUACAGCAUACAGGAGAUUCAGCGGAGUGGUAGCAGUGAAGCAGUUGCGAACCAUGAAGUAGUAGAUGGUGUUGAAUCUCUUGAAUCUAACAAUAAUACCAAAGCAUACGAUGACGUCGGAGAAGUAAAAAAUAGCAUUUUCAUCCGUGAUAUUGACAGCAUACAGGAGCUUCAAUGGAGUGGUAGCAGUGAAGCAGUUGCGAACCAUGAAGUAGCAGAUGGUGUUGAAUCUCUUGAAUCUAACAAUAACACCAAAGCAUACGAUGACGUCAGAGAAGUAAAAAAUAGCAUUUUCAUCCGUGAUAUUGACAGCAUACAGGAGCUUCCAUGGAGUGGUAGCAGUGCAGCAGUUGCGAACCAUGAAGUAGUAGAUGGUGUUGAAUCUCUUGAAUCUAACAAUAAUACCAAAGCAUACAAUGACGUCAGAGAAGUAAAAAAUAGCAUUUUCAUCCGUGAUAUUGACAGCAUACAGGAGCUUCAGUGGAGUGAUAGCAGUGGAGCAGUUGCGAACCAUGAAGUAGCAGAUGGUGUUGAAUCUCUUGAAUCUAACAAUAAUACCAAAGCAUACGAUGACGUCGGAGAAGUAAAAAAUAACAUUUUAAUCCGUGAUAUUGACAAUAUACAGGAGUUUCAAUGGAGUGGUAGCAGUGGAGCAGUUGCGAACCAGGAAGUAGCAGAUGGUGUUGAAUCUCUUGAAUCGGACAAGGAUACCAAGGUACAUGAUGUCGUCGUCGAAGGAAAAAACAUGUCAAACAGUGAUACUAACAGCAUACAGGAGCUUCAGCGGAGUGGUAGCAGUGAAGCAGUUGCGAACCAUGAAGUAGCGGAGGGUGUUGAAUCUGUACACAACGUAAGACUAUAUGACAUCGAAGGAGUAAAACAUAGCAUUUGCAACAGUGUCACCGACAGCAUACAAGACGAGCUUCAGUUGAGUGGUAGCAGUGAAGCAGUUAAGAACAAAGUAGCAGAUGGUACCGAAGCCCUUGAGUCAGACAAUAUCCCCAAUGACUAUGACACAAAUGCAACCAAUUUGAUUAAGCAUGACAAGAAGGCAGUCACUCCGAAAACCAGCAACGAAACCACUAAGCGACCAGACAUUGUAGUAGACUCAAAUACGGUUACCCAGUCGGCUGUACCUAGUCGACCAGUAGGAUUCUUCCGCCGCCUUCUUCGUAGACUUCGACAUCGUAUCCGCAAGCUUAGGCGAAGGCGUAGAACUUCAACCCCGACUGGCGCCGAUGAACACCAAGAUGCCACAGCUAAUGAUGAUAAAGACGAUGGCAUAAAAAAUGAGGCUAAUGAUGAUUAUACCAGCAAAGAUGUCGCCGAUGUAAUUUUAUAAUCUUGAAUUUUAAAUCAAUCAGUCCAUAUUUUCACAGGAAACCAUAAUGCAACGUUUAUAUUUCUGUUACUUUGGAUAAUUUCAAUUAGUUUUAUCAAUCAUAUGUGCAAUGUAUUAUAUCUUAUCUAUUCAAGCUUAUAGUAUCAUUCGAAUGUAAUUAAAAUCUUACUAUCAAAAUAUUGUAAUAACGGUUUCUUCUGUAUUUUCAAUCAGUAUAAUAAUGAAUAGUGCGGGAAAGGUAUUUUUAUGUUUGGUUUUGUCUUGGUGUUUAUUACAUAUGUAAUUUGUUAUUCGCACAUCGAAAGGCAUACUGCUACAGAAAUCUGCACCUAAAAUAUAUAAAAUGAUUUUCAAAUUAUUAGCUUGCAUUUAAGUUGAAAAUAGAACGAGAAAAGAAUAUUUUCCUUGCCGAUCAAUGGACGUUUAAAUAAAAUUCCUAUGUUCUUGUAUUUUUCUAUCUAGUUGUUUCACUCUACUGUAGGAAGAAUUGAACUACCAUUUUUCUCUGUAGCUCUCUUCUAUUCCCCUUGCAUAAUGUCCUUGCAUAUACAGUACACCUUUACUUAUAUUAAUUGCAUAAAACAUCUAUAAAAAUAAUUAUAACCUUUUUCAGUGGCAGCGCCAGAGUGAAAUCUGGGAGACAAGUUAGGGGUAAGGUAAAAUUUUAGGAGGCUGGGGUGGCCCGAAGCGGGCGUGGUCUGCCAUCACUCAAAUUGUCUUGAAGCGGUCCAGGGAGCGAGGCCCCAAAGAAUAAUAAUUUAGGGGCUUCAGAGGCUUAUUUAAUCAAUUUUAUAGAUAUAGUCUACUAAUAUGUAGAAAAUACAUAUUGGUUUUCCUCCGAUAUACAUUGGUACAGAGAGUAAUGAACUAAACUUCGACCAGCCGGAGAGUAAUGAACUAAACUUCGACCAGCCAACAAAAUGUUAAAAUGGCACUGCUAGCUGAUAAAUACAUCUGCUUCAU